AUGGGCAUCCAGGUGUGUUAUUACGGGCCCGGCAAUUGCCAGAAUCCCAGUCAGAGUGAAUACGAAAGUGGAUGGGACAUUACGUUCAGUAACGGCAAUCAAAUGACAUUUGCCAUAACUGGCCGUCCAACGAGGCUAGAACCUUCCUCACCACUGGACCCAAUUCAAAUCGAAUCAGGUACCGCAUACCUGCUCAACAAGGAGCUGUCGUUCGAAGUGGACGUGGCAGCCUGCGGAUGCGGCAUGAAUUCGGCCCUGCGUUAUUUCAUCUCGAUGGAGAGCGAUGGCGGCCAGGCCAGUUUCGGCUACACGGGCGUCACUUACGGCACGGGCUAUUGCGAUGACUCCCAGCCGGCCGAGCUGGACAUUUGGGAGGCCAACAGUUUGACCAACGUCUACACGACUCAUUCGUGCCUCAACGGCCAGUGCGACCCGUACGGUGGCGCUUUCAACACCUGCGCCCGCGGGGCCAAGAGCUUCUACGGCCGCGGCACGGGCUACCAGCCGCUACCAGCUGGACAGCACCCAGCGGUUCACGGUUGUCACCCGAUUCGUCACCGUCGACGGGACGGAAAACGGCGAGCUCAGAGAGAUGCACAGCGCUUCUACGUCCAGGACGGCCGCACUACCCAGCAGCAGACGUUCGGCGGAUUCAACGGCCUGUCGGACGGAUUCUGCAACUUUUACGGCCAGUCAAACGGACAAGGCAGCGUCUCCUACGGAAUGUCGCAGGGCAUGAGGAGGGGCAUGGUCCUUUUCAUGUCCAUGUGGGGCAGUCCCAACGAUCCCAGCAGCAUGACGUGGAUGAACAACGAGCCCAACGGCCCCUGCCCGGUCUACUAG
Daphnia pulex (common water flea) is the source of this 843-nucleotide messenger RNA. Its product is annotated as probable endo-beta-1,4-glucanase celB. The transcript is spliced from 3 exons. NCBI's taxonomy places the organism in Eukaryota, Metazoa, Arthropoda, Branchiopoda, Diplostraca, Daphniidae. Gene Ontology annotation, molecular function: hydrolase activity, hydrolyzing O-glycosyl compounds. The coding region runs from base 1 to 843 and encodes 280 amino acids. The record is from RefSeq and is a predicted model, not a curated record. Gene Ontology annotation, biological process: carbohydrate metabolic process.